CCAUCAUAAUGUCAAUUGUAGGAUAUUAUGUCCCUCACAUGAUGUCUCUCAUGUGAUUACUGAGUCAUUCCAGCGAGUAAUGAAUCAUCAUGGCUUCUGUUGGAAAUUAGUGUCGGAUGAACAGAAGAAAGAGUAUUUCAAAGACUUUAAGAAAUUCUUCUACUGAACAGGAUUGAGUGAAGAUGUUGUGUACAAACAUUGGUACACGAGGGCAAGAGAUAGAUAUAAAGAUCUUAUUCAUAAGAUCAAGAGGUGCCGAAACAACGAGCAUCCACCUCCAUUCAUUCCUGGAAGAGAUUGGUCAAGUUGGAAAGAGUAUUGGGGUCGGGAUGAUGUGAAAGAAAAAGCAGAAAAGGCGCGAAGGAAUAGGAUGUCUGAACCAGAUGGAGUUGGAACAGGGAUCAUAAAGCAUAGAGGUGGCUCAAGAUGUGCUUUGGAUUAUGCCAUGGAAAUGGCAAAAGAGAAAGGAGUCACCGUAGAAGAGGUCCAGCUCGAUGUGUUCGAAAGGUUUCACGUCACAAAAUCUGGUGAUUACACAGAUGGGAAGUCUCGUGCUAUUGCAAUGAAGGUGAAUGAGCGUAUUGAGACAUUGAGCCAGCCUGUUCCCGGCACAGAUGAGGUGCCAGAGGUGGAUAGGAAUGAGAUCUUCAAAAGUCUUAUCCAGCCCUCGAAGAAGAAGAGAUUGUUUGGUGCUGGCUCUCUUGCGCAUUGCUAUAUAAGUGGUUCAUCGAGUGCUGAUUCUGCAGCGACCUCCCAGCUCGAUUCCACUGCUCAGCAGAAGUUGGUGGAGGUGCAGGAACUGUUAGAGUUAGAGAGACAUGAGCGUCAUCAAAGCGAGGAAAAGAUGCGAGCAGAGCUGAGGGCACGAGACGAGGCACAAGCACAGAUGCAGGCACAGUUUCAGGCACAGAUUCAGGCUCAGCUACGAGCUCAGCAGGAGGCGUUUGAGCAAGCUCUAUCGAAGCUAUAUAGUGGUAGAGGAGGCUCAUCAUCUUCCUCUUGAUCCUUUUAUCUUUAUAUGUUGGUUUGGAACUAUUUUGAACACUUUGAUUUUAACUUUUAGUUAUGUUGGAGAUUGAACUUGUUAUGUUAGAUUUCUAUGAAUUAAUGUGAUAUAAGACUUUUUGUUAUUUAUA
Molecule: messenger RNA, 1136 nt
Organism: Salvia miltiorrhiza (redroot sage)
Lineage: Eukaryota; Viridiplantae; Streptophyta; Magnoliopsida; Lamiales; Lamiaceae
Exons: 4
Coding region: 371-1003 (210 amino acids)
Source: RefSeq, a predicted model, not a curated record